UUCACCACAAGCGUCCAAUCCGAUCGAACCAUCCCCAAUUCCUCCCCCUCCGUGUCUCUCUUUCGAAUCUCUUCUCCUUGUCCUCUUCCCCACCCACCGCCCAAACCCUAAACAAAAACAACCCGAACGCGGAUCAAGACGCGCCACUGUAGAAGCUCAAAGGCGUCGCCUUUCUUCCUUCCCCACGCCUCCUCUCCUCCCCUGCUUUAAAUCCCAUCCGCCAAAACACCAUCUUUUGAUCUCUUUCAACACCCAUUUCUCCCCUUGAAUGGCACUCACUUCUCUCAACAAAUCCAUUGAUGUUCUCGUCAAUCUCUGCUUUCUUUUCUCCUUAGCCCUCUUCCUCUUGUUGUUCUUCUUCCUCCCUUUCUCUCGCCCCUCCCCAAUUCACGGCUGCGAAACAACUGUAUUUUUCAAUCUCAGAUCCGCUGAUUCAUCCGACCCUCACGGCUACAUCGACUAUCUCCACCUCUUCCAUUGUGUUUUCGUCAAUUCCCCUGCUCUAGCCUUCAUCCUUCUCGCUCUAUGGCUUCUCGUUCUCCUCUACUUACUCGGAAACACUGCAUCUAAUUACUUCUGCUCCUCGCUUGAAAGCCUCUCCAAUGUCCUGCACCUCUCCCCUACCAUCGCCGGCGUUACCUUCCUCUCCCUCGGAAAUGGCGCGCCGGAUCUCUUUUCCAGCAUAGUCUCUUUCGCCGCCGGAGGCGGCAAAAGCGGCGUGGAGAUUGGCCUCAGCAGUGUUCUCGGCGGCGCUUUUUUUGUAUCCUCCGCCGUCCUCGCAAUAAUCAGCAUCUCCGUCAGCCGCUCAUCCCGCCCUGCAAUUUCCAUCGAUCGUGUCAGCUUUAUCAGAGAUAUCUGCUUCCUGAUCGUGACUCUCUCCUUCCUUCUCCUAAUUCUGAUUAUCGGACAAAUCCGCAUCUGGGAAGCAAUGUUCUUUGUCUCUCUCUACAUCAUCUACAUUAUCAUGGUAUCAAUGAACCACUGCUGCGGUAAAGAUUCCGGAGAACUCAGCAUGCCAUUACUAGAAUCCAUAGAGGUUCAACAACCGCAGCAGACUGAUAAAGAGAUCGAUUCAUAUCUCAGCUCUUUCAACUCAGAUUCCUCUGUUCCAAAUCAAAGCUGGCUCCUUUAUCUCAUAGAACUACCUCUCUAUCUUCCAAGAAGGCUAACAAUCCCCGUAAUCACAGAAGAAAGAUGGUCGAAACCAUUCGCAGUAGCUUCCGUGACCCUCUCACCAAUUCUUCUGGCAACAUUAUGGAACUCUCGGGGAACGGAGAUGAAUUCAGAGCACAGCACCACCGUCCUCCUCUUCGCUUCUUUACUCGGUUUACUUCUCGGCGUCGCAGCAAUGGAGUGCACGGCAAAUUCCCACCCACCAAAAAGACUCCAGCUUCCAUGGCUCUUAUCCGGCUUCCUGAUGAGUGUUGUCUGGACCUAUAUAAUAGCAGGAGAGCUGGUUUCUCUUCUGGUUUCCAUAGGAGAAAUACUGGGCGUCAGACCUUCGGUUCUUGGAGUUACAGUACUGGCGUGGGGGAACUCACUGGGAGAUCUCGUGGCCGACGUAGCCAUGGCCGUUAAUGGAGGAGAAAAUGGAGCUCAGGUUGCGGUUGCGGGUUGCUACGCAGGUCCAAUUUUUAACACGUUGGUUGGAUUGGGAAUAUCGUUUGUUGUUUCCACAGUGAAAGCUUAUCCAUCGCCAUUUGUGAUUGUGAGCAAGGAUGAUUCAGAAUUUGUGCUGAUUGGGUUUCUGAUUGGGGGAUUUUUGUGGGCUUUGGUGAUGUUGCCCAUGAAGGGGAUGAAGCUGAGCAGGGCUUUGGGGAUCGGUUUGCUGGCCAUUUAUUGCUGUUUUAUAUGCAUGAGGGUUCUUCAGAGUUUCCAGAUUUUGAACUUUGGUGUUUCUCUUAAUGUAUAGUUUGCUGUUGAUGUACAGUUUGUUGUUUCGAA
This is a messenger RNA of Phalaenopsis equestris, 1944 nucleotides long. RefSeq names its product cation/calcium exchanger 1-like. Gene Ontology annotation, biological process: monoatomic cation transport; transmembrane transport. The record is from RefSeq and is a predicted model, not a curated record. Gene Ontology annotation, molecular function: monoatomic cation transmembrane transporter activity. Gene Ontology annotation, cellular component: membrane. NCBI's taxonomy places the organism in Eukaryota, Viridiplantae, Streptophyta, Magnoliopsida, Asparagales, Orchidaceae. Bases 269 to 1912 code for a protein of 547 amino acids. The transcript has a single exon.